Molecule: messenger RNA, 7324 nt
Organism: Syngnathus acus (greater pipefish)
Lineage: Eukaryota; Metazoa; Chordata; Actinopteri; Syngnathiformes; Syngnathidae
Gene: itpr3
Product: inositol 1,4,5-trisphosphate receptor, type 3
Exons: 45
Coding region: 243-6767 (2174 amino acids)
Biological process (GO): calcium ion transmembrane transport
Cellular component (GO): membrane; endoplasmic reticulum
Molecular function (GO): inositol 1,4,5-trisphosphate-gated calcium channel activity; inositol 1,4,5 trisphosphate binding
Source: RefSeq, a predicted model, not a curated record
AACAGUAAGGAUUGUUCUCAAACACAAUGUACAGGGGGUCCUCCGUUUACCGUGUCGAUCCGUUCCUACGCGUCAAUGUAAACCGAUUAGAUUAGCUACCACUUUUGUUCAUGUGAGCAGUCCACUUUGCACCCAUUUGUUUAUGUGCAAACCUAAAGUAAACCAGGCUCUUACUGUUCCAUACACUGAAUGUAGUCUAUAUAUUUACACUAUAUUUAGUGUUCUAUGCACCUCUAAUUAACAUGAACUUUCUUUUACUUCAGAUAUUUGGCAUCCUCAAGGUUCCUUUCCAGGACCGUAGUGGAGGAGAGGGGCCUCUGCUCCGUCUGGAGGAGUUGGCUGACCAAAAGAACGCUCCAUACCAGUACAUGUUCCGACUCUGCUACCGUGUCCUGCGACAUUCCCAGGAGGACUACCGCAAGAACCAGGAGUACAUCGCCAAGCAGUUUGGCCUGAUGCAGGGUCAGAUCGGCUAUGACAUCCUGGCAGAGGACACAAUCACCGCACUAUUACAUAACAACCGCAAGCUGCUGGAGAAGCAUAUCACCAAGACCGAAGUGGAGACCUUUGUUAACCUAGUCCGAAAGAACCGUGAGCCCCGUUUUUUGGACUACCUAUCGGACUUGUGUGUCUCCAACAACGUGGCCAUCCCCGUCACUCAGGAACUCAUCUGCAAGUGUGUGCUUGAACCCAAAAACCAGGACAUCCUCAUCAAGACAGAACGGCGGGUGCCUAAAGAUGUGGCCCCUGUUGAAAUCCCCACGCAGCAUAUGGAAAUCGACGACUAUGUAGAUGAAGAUGAGGUGUGGCUGGUGUGGGCCGACAAGGUCAAUGAGAAGCAGGAGAAGAGCAUAAGGCAGCUUGCUCAGGAGGCCGGUCAAGGCAAUGCCCAUGACGAGAACGUACUUACCUACUACAGGUACCAGCUGAAGCUAUUUGCCAGAAUGUGUUUGGACCGCCAGUACCUGGCCAUUGACGAAAUCUCCAAGCAGCUGGAUGUGGAGCUCAUCUUCCUGUGCAUGAUGGAUGAGACGCUACCAUUUGAUCUGCGAGCAUCCUUCUGUCGACUGAUGCUGCACGCUCACGUGGAUCGAGAUCCGCAGGAAUUAGUCACACCUGUCAAGUUUGCUCGACUUUGGACUGAGAUCCCCACUUCCAUCACUAUCAAAGAUUACGACUCUAACAUGGAUGACAGCAGAGACAACAAGAAGAAUCGCUUUGCCAACACCAUGGUCUUCAUGGAGGAAUAUCUCAACAAUGUGUUGAACGAGGAGCUGCCCUUUUACAAUGAGGAGAAGAACAAGCUUACCUACGAGGUGGUGAGUUUGGCACGGCAUCUUAUCUACUUUGGUUUCUACAGUUUCUUUGAGCUGCUGCGACUCACCAGAACACUGCUGGGCAUCAUCGACUGUGGACCCAACCCUUCCCACAGCAUCUUGCCGAUGCAUGACGAAGGAUCAGGAAAAAAUGUGAAACGCUCCAUCCAUGGCAUGGGACAGAUGAUGACAACCAUGGUCCUCAAUAGGAAGCAGUCCUUAUUUGGUGGGACAGUGGGCCGCGGUGUGGGGCUUGCGCUUGAUGGACAGCGAGUGACCAAAGACAGCAUCGACAAUAUGGGUCUUACAGUAAUGGACACAAAGCUGAAGAUUCUGGAAAUCUUGCAGUUCAUCCUGAAUGUGCGUCUGGACUACCGCCUGUCCUUCUUGCUGUCCAUCUUCAAGAAGCAAUUUGUGGAUGUCUACCCGCUGGCUGAUGCUGAUGCUACCACCAGUUUAGAGCACACAGCUGCCAUCAACCUACAGCACAUUGGAGAGCAGGCUGAGGCAAUGUUUGGAGUUGGAAAGGGGAACAGCAUUCUUGAGGUGGACGACGAAGGCGGCCGCAUGUUCCUGCGUGUCCUGAUCCACCUCACUAUGCACAAGUACCCGCCACUGGUUUCUGGAGCUCUGCAGCUGCUUUUUAGACACUUCAGCCAGAGGCAGGAAGUGCUGCAUACCUUCAAGCAGGUCCAACUACUCAUCUCAGCUCAGGAUGUGGAGAACUACAAGCUGAUAAAAUCAGAUCUGGAUCGUCUGAGGACGUUGGUGGAAAAGUCUGAACUGUGGAUAGAGAAGAAGAUGUCUGGAGGCGGAGACAGCAAGAAGGAAAAGAAAGACAAGAAAAACAGAUUGGAGGGUGCAUCGGAGGACAGCACCCCCAAGAAGGAAAAAGGGGGGAAGAACAACGAGAACUAUCAGAACGUCAAAGAGAUCUUGGAGAGACUGAACAAAAUGUGUAGCAGUGGCGUAUGGAAGAAGCAGCAGAGGUUGCUGAAGAACAUGGGCGCUCAUAAAGUCAUGCUGGACUUGCUGCAGGUAUCGUACGACCAGAAUGACGUGAAGAUGCGAGAGAUCAUCAGAUACACUCAUCUUUUCCUGCAGAAGUUCUGCAUGGGCAACCAAGAGAACCAGGCUCUGUUGCACAAGAACCUCAGUCUCUUCCUUAAUCCAGGGGUACUGCUGGAGGCGGAAACUGUGCAGCACAUCUUUAGCAACAACUACCAGCUAUGCACGGAGAUAUCGGAAAGCGUCUUGCAGCAUUUCAUCCACUGCUUGGCCACACAUGGACGCCAUGUGCACUACCUCAACUUCCUGCACACCAUCAUCAAGGCUGAGGGCAAGUACGUCAAGAAGUGCCAGGACAUGGUCAUGACCGAGCUGACCAAUGCUGGCGAAGACAUAGUUGUCUUCUACAAUGACAAGGCUUCCUUCAAUGUCAUGCUGGAGCUGAUGGCUGAGAGCAGGGAGGGCAUUAGUGAAAAGAGCCCGCUCAGGUACCACAUCUCGCUGGUGGAGCUGCUGGCAGCAUGCGCUGAGGGCAAGAAUGUCUACACGGAGAUUAAGUGCACAUCCCUGCUACCACUGGAAGACAUUGUCCGUGUGGUAACGCAUGAGGACUGCAUCACCGAGGUGAAAGUUGCUUACGUCAACUUUGUCAAUCAUUGCUACGUGGAUACAGAGGUAGAGAUGAAGGAGAUCUACACAUCCAACCACAUCUGGAAGCUCUUUGAGGACUUCACAGUUGACAUGGCCCAAGUGUGCAACAAGCGAGACAAGCGACUUUCCGAUCCAGUCUUGGAAAAGUAUAUAAUCAAUGUGGUCUUUGACACCAUCAACGCUUUUUUCAGCUCACCCUUCUCUGAAAACAGCACCUCGCUGCAGAGUCAUCAUUCCAUCGUCACACAGCUGCUGCAAUCAUCCGUGCGCCUGCUGGACUGUCCCUGGUUGCAGCAGCAGCAUCAAAGCCAAGUUGAGACCUGCAUCAAGACCCUUGCAAUCACAGCCAAGAGUCGCUCCAUCACUCUUCCUCUGGACUUGGAGACUCAGAUUAGCGCCAUGUUGUCCACCAGCGCUCUUAACUCACUGUCGCGCUCCCACACCAGCUUCAAGUCGACAUUGCGCUCUUUACGCCCUGUUGCCCCCAGCAACCCUUGGGACUACAAGAAUAUCAUAGAGAAACUGCAGGACGUCAUCAAUACCCUGGAGGAGCGCCUCAUGCCACUCGUCAACGCAGAGCUCUCCGUGCUAGUCGACGUCCUCCACCAACCAGAGCUUCUCUUUCUGGAGGGAACAGACGUACGCCAGCGCUGUGAGUCCGGUGGAUUCAUAUCCAAGCUGAUCCACCACACAAAGACACUGAUGUCUUCAGAUGAGAAGUUAUGCAUCAAAGUUCUAAAGACACUACAGGAGAUGUUAAUCAGAACACUGGACUUUGAUGAAAAGGGAAUUUUGUUGCGGAAGGUUCUACUGCACAACUACUUGUUUCCAAACAAGAACAACCUGAAGAAUGACCUGAUAGAACUUGGAUUGGCAGGCGGUGAUCAAGAGCAUGACUGGGCGGCAGUAGCAGUGGUUCAGUGUCGUCUGGACCGAGAAGGUGGGAGCAAACUUUUCACAGACCUGGUUAUGAGCACCAAGAAUGACAAAAUCUUCCAGGAGAGUAUCCAGCUGGCCAUUUGUCUGCUGGAGGGAGGAAACACAGAAAUACAGAACUCAUUCUACAAGCUGAUGAUGGGGGAUAACAAGUCGGAAAAAUUCUUCAAAGUUCUCCACGACAGGAUGAAAGAGGCUCAGAUGGAUAUUAAAGCCACCGUUUCGGUCAACGUUGGCGAGAUGUCACACAAAGCCAACGAAAAGGAGCUUGAAAAUGGCUCUUCUUCACCACUUGGACUUUGUAUUACUGACGGACAUUCCCUACUGGUCCAGAGCCAAGGUGGCAGCCCAUCCUCUCUGCAGGCACAGUCAAUAGCGGAGCAGAAAGAGAUAGAGACAGAAAUGGGCCCGGCUGUUCUUAUGAUGAAGCCCAUCCUGAGGUUUCUACAGCUUCUUUGCGAGAACCACAAUCAGGAUCUACAAAACUUCCUGCGCUGUCAGAACAACAAGACAAAUUACAACCUAGUGUGUGAGACGCUGCAAUUCUUGGACAUCAUGUGUGGAAGCACCACGGGUGGCCUGGGCCUGCUGGGACUCUACAUCAAUGAGUCAAAUGUCCACCUCAUCACGCAAACUCUGGAGACCCUCACGGAGUACUGUCAGGGCCCGUGUCAGGAGAACCAGACAUGCAUCGUGACGCACGAAUGUAAUGGCAUCGACAUCAUCACGGCACUCAUCCUCAAUGACAUCAGCCCGCUCUGCCGUUACCGGACAGAUAUGGUGCUGCAGCUCAAGGACAACGCCUCUAAGCUGCUGCUGGCGCUCAUGGAAAGUCGCCAUGACAGUGAGAAUGCAGAGAGGAUUCUCUUCAACCUCCGUCCUCGAGAACUGGUGGACAUGAUCAAGAAGGCCUACCAUCAGGAGAGUGAAUGUGAGGGUGGAGAGGUGUCACCUCGUGAGGUGGGACACAACAUCUAUAUCCUGGGCCAGCAGCUGGCCCGACACAACAAGGUGUUGCAGAACCUUCUGAAACCUCCAAAGAAGAGCAAAGAGGGCGAGGAAGGCAUCUCCUCCAUGUUAAACUUGAACAAUCGUCCGCUGUCGCAAAUGUUGAAGUCAUCAAUACCAACUGCUGUUUUGGAACAAGACCCGCUGGAGUAUUAUGACAUGCUCACUGCUCAAAUAGAGAUUGUGCGAGAGGAUCGCAUCAUGGAGCAGAUCGUGUUUCCCGUCCAUCCCAUCUGUGAAUUCCUAACAGAGGAAUCCAAGAUACGUGUGUUCAAUACGACGGAACAGGAUGAGCAGGGCUCCAAGGUGACACACUUCUUCGAGCAGACAGCCUUUCUGCAUGGAGAGAUGGAGUGGCAAAAGAAGCUACGGAGCAUCCCAGUGCUCUAUUGGUUCUCCAGAAGAAUGACACUGUGGGGCACCAUUUCCUUCAACCUUGCUGUCUUCAUCAACCUCAUCAUCGCCUUCUUCUACCCAUAUGAUUCAGGACAAGCUGGAGCCAUCGAUGACUCUCUGCUAUUGAUGCUGUUCUGGGUUCUGACCGGGCUUUCCAUGCUGGCCUUGCUCUCUCAGCGCUAUGGCCUCCAGCCGCUGACUUUAGCGCUCAUCCUGAGGUCUAUCUACCACCUGGGUAUCGGGAACACACUCAUCCUUCUAGGCACGCUCAAUCUGCUCAACAAGGUGGUGUUUGUGGUGAGCUUUGUGGGAAACAAUGGAACAUUCAUCAUGGGCUACAAGGCCAUGGUGAUGGACAUGGAGUUCCUGUACCAUUUGGGUUAUGUCCUCACCUCCACGUUGGGCCUCUUUGUGCACGAACUAUUCUACAGCAUCCUGCUCUUUGACCUGAUUUACCGUGAGGAGACGCUGUUCAAUGUGAUCAAAAGCGUGACACGCAACGGACGGUCCAUCCUAUUGACUGCGCUACUUGCCCUCAUCCUUGUCUACCUCUUCUCCAUUGUGGGUUUUCUGUGCCUCAAGGAAGACUUCAUAAUGGAGGUCGACCCGCUGCCACAGCUUGUUCCAGCUCCUCAGCAGAGAAACACUGCACAGGACUUCCUCAAGUCAUGUUCCACAGAUGGCAUCCACUGUAUGGCGGAGGAGGACGGUGUGGCUGAGAGUAAAGACAAUGGCGAGUCAAGCAGUGAGCGGGCCUGUGACACGCUGCUGAUGUGUAUCGUGACGGUGUUGAAUCAUGGCCUGAGGAAUGGUGGUGGAGUGGGUGAUGUCCUCCGCCAGCCCUCCAAAAAUGAGCCGCUGUUUCCUGCCCGUGUGGUCUAUGACUUGUUGUUCUACUUCAUCGUCAUCAUCAUUGUCCUUAACCUCAUCUUCGGAGUCAUCAUUGACACCUUUGCUGACCUGAGGAGCGAGAAGCAGAAGAAGGAGGAGAUCCUGAAGACCACCUGUUUCAUCUGCUGUCUGGAGCGAGAUAAGUUUGACAACAAGACUGUAUCGUUCGAGGAGCACAUCAAGCUGGAGCACAACAUCUGGAACUACUUGUACUUCAUCGUUCUGGUGCGUGAGAAGAACAAAACAGACUACACCGGGCCUGAGAGCUACGUGGCUAAGAUGAUCAAGAACAACAACCUGGAUUGGUUUCCCCGCAUGCAGGCCAUGUCGCUGGUGGUCAACGAUGACGAUGGAGAGCAGAACGAGAUGAGGAUGCUGCAGGACAAGCUUAGCUCCACCAUGAAAGUAGUGAUGGCACUCACUAUGCAGCUUACAGAUCUCAAAGAGCAGAUGACCGAGCAGAGGAAGAGGAAACAGAGGAUGGGAUUUGUGGAUGUUCAACAGGGCGGCAUUUCUUCGCUUCCUCCCAGUGCCGUUGGAGGGAACCACCAGCAGCUGUAAAAUAAAUAAAAAUCAACUACCACAAAAUUUAAUGAAUCUAGGUAUACACUUGGGCAAGAAAGCAGCAGCAGAAGAAUAUACUUAAAAUACUGAGUACUGAAUCAUUUUACUGAGUUUUUUGUGACUAUUUUCUUAAAAUUUGUGCUUUCAACACGCAUCAAUAUUAACCACAUUGUGAUUCUGUUUAUCCUCAUUUAUGACAUUGAUAUCAGUGAUUUAAAAUAUUGGGAGUUAAUCAUUAAAAUGCUACAGACAGAUUACUUAAAAGUUUAACUCUACUAUAUGGUGUACUACACUGUCCUACUGUGUAUAAUUUACUGUCACUAUGCUUUGCUCUUAUACUGCUAAAUAUAUUGACAACAAACACACCUGUCUCCAUGGGGAGGCUAUUGCCCACCAAUAUUCUUGUGCCGUCUUUCCCACACAAGGCAUGAAUCUCUAAAAUAUUAACUUUUUUCUGUAUUUAAUUAUAUCAUAUUAGUAGCUAUUGUUGUGUGAAGAAAUACUACUGCUGAGUUCUUUAUUAGUAAGAUAUUAAAAUCUAAAGAAACAAGGUU